AUGUCGUGUUCUUCUUCAUCUGGGUCUGAAGAGGAUGAUGAGGGGUUCGACUCCUACCGGAAAGGAGGGUACCACGCCGUCAGAGUCGGCGAUCAGUUCGCCGGAGGCAGGUACAUAGCGCAGAGGAAGCUUGGUUGGGGUCAGUUUUCGACAGUUUGGCUUGCCUAUGAUACUUCAAAAUCUGCGUAUGUUGCACUCAAGAUCCAGAAAAGUGCAGCUCAAUUUGUUCAAGCCGCCCUUCAUGAAAUUGAUGUUCUUGCAUCCAUUUCUGAUGGUGUUGAUGUGAAUUCAAAAUGUGUCGUCCAAUUGAUUGACCACUUUAAGCACGCAGGUCCUAAUGGUCAGCACCUUUGCAUGGUGCUUGAGUUUCUUGGGGAUAGCUUGCUUCGUCUAAUCAAAUAUAGCCGGUACAAAGGCCUUCCGUUGAUUAAAGUUAAGGAGAUUUGCCGAUGCAUUUUAAUUGGUUUGGAUUAUUUGCAUAGAGAACAUGGUAUUAUCCAUACUGACCUAAAACCAGAAAAUGUUCUUUUGAUUUCUACCAUUGAUCCUGCCAAAGACCCCGUUAGAUCUGGACUCAGCCCAAUAUUAGAGAGGCCAGAGGGAAGCAUAAAUGGUGGAGUUACUAGUCUUAUAGAGAAAAAGUUGAAAAGAAGAGCUAGGAGGGCAGUUGCUAAAAUCUCUGGAAGAACUACUUCAAUAGGAGGAACUGAAGCUCCAAAGUCUGCGAGAAAUCUUGAUGGGAUUGAUGUGAGAUGCAAGGUGGUAGAUUUUGGGAAUGCUUGUUGGGCUGAUAAGCAGUUUGCAGAAGAAAUUCAGACAAGACAGUACAGAGCUCCUGAAGUAAUAUUGCAGGCUGGCUAUUCCUUCUCCGUUGACAUGUGGUCUUUCGCUUGUAUUGCUUUUGAGCUUGCCACUGGUGAUAUGUUAUUUACGCCCAAGGUUGGACAAGGUUUUAGUGAGGAUGAGGAUCACCUUGCCCUGAUGAUGGAACUCCUUGGAAAGAUGCCUCGGAAGGUUGCUAUUGCUGGAGCAAAAUCCAAAGAUUUCUUUGACAGACAUGGGGAUCUGAAAAGAAUUCGAAGACUAAAGUUUUGGCCGCUAAGCAAAUUGUUGAUUGAUAGAUAUAAAUUUUCAGAGAGUGAUGCUCAAGAGUUUUCACAGUUUCUUUUACCACUUCUGGACUUCUCACCGGAGAAGCGGCCAACAGCACAGCAGUCCCUGCAACAUCCAUGGCUCCAGGGCAUAGACUCUGCACAAAAUAAAAAGAGAAAUGAAUCGAGUGUGGAGAACGUGGGUGUUGGGAUGAGCAACCUUAAAAUGAAGGUGGGAAAGUGA
This is a messenger RNA of Sphenostylis stenocarpa, 1335 nucleotides long. NCBI's taxonomy places the organism in Eukaryota, Viridiplantae, Streptophyta, Magnoliopsida, Fabales, Fabaceae. The record is from the annotation of a GenBank genome assembly.